ACUUUUGUAAUGACAAGAAAUUAACUGCUUGGAUUUGUUUUAUUGACUAGCCAUAAAAGUUUAACCUAGAAUGGAAAAUAAUCUCCAAUUCCUAUCAAAGUCAAUGCUAUGCCUUAUUUUGCUCUCAUAUUUGGAAACUCUACUAAUAUGGUAGAAAUUCCCUGUUGGCUACAGAGAAUAUUGCAUAAAAGGGAACCUAGUCAGCUCUUGCUUAAACAUAGUGGCGGGCGAUAUGCAAUGUACUUAUAGAUUAUAAUAGGUAGUAUGUCUCUUAGGAACCACAUUGGAGGUCUCAAAUUCGAAUCCUUGGGUGGGUGGAGAGGAUUUGAGAAGGGAAGCACUAUCCCUAUUGUAUCACCUGUCAUGGUUAUUAAAUCAAUUUUCUCUAGCCAAGGAACUAUUCAACAAACUCUUCUUGAGAAUGAACUAUUUGAGGAACUACUUAAGGGACUCUUCUAAAGAAAUGUACUUAAUGAACUUUUCUUAACGAAAAACUACUAACAAACUCACUCUAAAGAUUAACUAGUUGGCUAAACUUUUCAUGAUGGAAAACUACUUAACGGUUAACAAAUUCCUGUAAAUGAAAAUCUACUAAUGAAUCUUUCUUAAUGAAAAACUACAACCCUAAAUGGAUAUCAAAAAACUAACCUUCUCUUUCCACGACCCUAUUCCAAAUCCUAAGUUUCAAUGAUCCCCCUCCCAUUUUAAGCAUUUUUCUUGUAAAUAAACUAUAUGAUUUCUAACUAAAACAGGGUGUUCCUUAAAUCAACUCAUACUUCACUGAAAUUUAAUCAAAAUUGAAAUGAACUAUGGAGCCUUCUUUUGCCUAUAAUGAACAAAAGAAGAUAGGCAAAAAAAAAGGGAGAGAAGUUUCCAUCUAAGGAAGAAGAAAGAAAGCCAAGUGCACUCCAUACAGCUCAUUUCUCUCAUGCAUCCCCUAUCAACAUCUCUGCCAAGCACACACUGUCCUCCCUCCCUAUAAAUUCACCCAUUUGGCCCUCUUUACCUCAAACUCUUGCACCUUGCAAACAACGCUGCCUUUGGCUCUUCCUGCUAGGUUCAGAAUAAUCUUUAACAGAAGCCUUCAAGCUUCUUUCUUAUUCCAGUGCCUUUUCCUUCCAAGAGUGAAAAAGUUAAAAUUUCAAAGAGGGCAAUUGGUGAUGAUGGGGUGAGUUCUUUUUUGAAUCUAUAAGCAAUACAUUUCAAAUGAUCCAAAAAGCAACACAAGCUCAUGCCUUUUCUGAUCUCUACCCAUCAUGAGCCAUGACUAAUUGUUUUCCAUGUUUGUGUUUGUCCUUUUGCUUUUAGCAUUUCUUUCAAUGCUAUUGAGAAUGGUUGAAGUUGGUGAAGUGAAUCAUUAACUUGUUAUUGAGAAUGGUUGGGCUCUGUAGUUGUUUGCCAUUUGAUAGUUGGAUUUUCCUUUGGCAUGUUCUUAGAAUGAAAAUCUGUUUUCAGU
Messenger RNA from Rubroshorea leprosula, 1456 nucleotides. NCBI's taxonomy places the organism in Eukaryota, Viridiplantae, Streptophyta, Magnoliopsida, Malvales, Dipterocarpaceae. The record is from the annotation of a GenBank genome assembly.